UUCCCCUGGCGGAGAAAAAAAAAAAUAGCUGGCAUGUGAGUUUGGCAAAAAUUAAUAUUAAGAGAGUAAAUUUGAUUAUUUCUUGUUAGGCCGUUAUAACAGCUAUGGGUAAAAAAGGUAAGAAAGAGAAGAAAGUGAAGGGAGCGGACAAGACGGCGGCAAAAAUGGAAAAAAAAGUUUCCAAAAGAUCGAAACGAGAAGAGGAGGAUUUGGAGGCUCUUAUUGCUGAGUUUCAGAGUCUGGAUGCAAAGAAAACCCAGGUUAUAGAGACUACUUGUCCUCCGCCGUCUCCAAGAUUGAAUGCAUCUCUAUCUGCCCAUCCUGAGAAAGAUGAGCUCAUUCUGUUUGGAGGAGAAUUCUUCAAUGGACAGAAGACGUAUUUGUACAACGAUCUGUUUUUCUUCAACAUAAAGAAGAGCAGUUGGGUCAAAUCCGAAAUCCCCAACCCUCCUCCUCCACGAUGCUCUCACCAGGCGGUCGUAGUUCCUCAGGGUGGGGGUCAACUCUGGGUUUUUGGGGGAGAGUUUGCUUCGCCGAACGGGGAACAGUUUUACCACUACAAGGACCUUUGGGUGCUGCACCUGGCUGCAAACACUUGGGAGAACAUCAAGGCACCUGGCGGUCCAUCUGGUCGCAGCGGACACAGGAUGGUCCUCAGCAAGAGACAACUGCUGGUGUUUGGAGGUUUCCACGAGAGCACCAGGGAUUUCAUCUAUUACAGUGACGUCUACUCAUUUUCCUUGGAUACCUUCUCUUGGUCCCGCCUCUCUCCAUCUGGUUCUGCCCCCUCGCCACGCUCUGCCUGUCAGAUGACCUCCACUCCUGAUGCCUCAGGCGUCAUCAUCUAUGGUGGAUACUCUAAAGUGAGAGUCAAGAAGGAUGUGGAGAAGGGAACCAUACACUCUGACAUGUUCCUUUUGAAGAGAGAGGGUAAAGGUGACCAAGAGAAGUGGUUGUGGUCCAGGGUGAAUCCGUCUGGUAACAAGCCCCCUCCUCGCUCCGGCUUCUCACUGGCUGUCGGCCAAAUGGGUCGAGCUGUGCUGUUUGGUGGCGUCUGUGAUGAGGAGGAAGAGGAGACAUUAGAAGGCGACUUUUACAAUGACCUCUACCUUUACGACACAGUGAAGAACCGCUGGUUCCCCGGCAUACUCAGGGGUAACAAGACUGAGAAGAAGAGACGGCGGAGGGUAAAGGGUGGAGCUGAGGGAGAAGGAGCAGACAAGGGGGAGGAGGAGGACACUGCUCCUCAAGGUCCUACUGAAAUCAUCAAAGAAAUUGUGAUGGAAGAUGGCACCAUGAUGACCAUCAAGGAGGUGAUUCAUGCAGUCCAGCAGGAGGAAGAGGAGGAGGAGGACGACGAAGAUGACAACAAUGUAUCAGCUUUGGCGCCCCUGGUGGAGCCGUGUCCGAGGUCGAGCGCCAUGGCAGCAGUGCGUCAGGGGAAGCUGUUCCUGUAUGGGGGAAUGUUUGAGGUGGGCGACCGGCAGUUCACGCUGAAUGAUCUCUACUGUUUGGACCUCCACAAGAUGGACCGCUGGGAGGUUCUGGUUGAAAUGGAUCCAAAGACACAGGAGUGGCUGGAAGAGUCAGAUUCUGAGGACAAUGAGGAGGAGGAGGAGCUCAAAGGAGCUGAAGGGGAGGAAGAGGAGUCAGAAGAGGAAAGUGAGGAUGAAGAAGACGAAAGCGAACACCCUGAGGUUCAGGAGGGAGAAGCGGUGACUGAUUACCAGGCGGCGUACGGAGCAGCACUGAUCGGAAGUUGCACGUGCCAACAUGGGGCCUGACGCCAAGAACAAAAAUGGUGGCGCAAGUGGCCGUCGCCAUGGCGAAAGUCUUCUAUGAAGACCAGUUAGUGGGACACAGCAACAGUGUGAUGUGUGCGUGGACGUGUGCAUCAUACUCGUACGUGGGAACGUGGAUUUAAUUUGCAAAAUGCAGGUGGAUUUUCCAGUCAAAGAAAUGUGAUAAUGUGAACUAUUUAUAACUCAGAUCACUUCAGUUGUAUUGAUUUUAUACAUUUUCAAUAAAUAAGCCUCAGUAU
Thalassophryne amazonica is the source of this 2041-nucleotide messenger RNA. It is a transcript of the gene klhdc4, whose product is annotated as kelch domain containing 4. Gene Ontology annotation, molecular function: protein binding. Bases 105 to 1784 code for a protein of 559 amino acids. Lineage: Eukaryota; Metazoa; Chordata; Actinopteri; Batrachoidiformes; Batrachoididae. The record is from RefSeq and is a predicted model, not a curated record. The transcript has 13 exons.